Molecule: messenger RNA, 2483 nt
Organism: Homalodisca vitripennis (glassy-winged sharpshooter)
Lineage: Eukaryota; Metazoa; Arthropoda; Insecta; Hemiptera; Cicadellidae
Product: protein transport protein Sec24B-like
Exons: 13
Coding region: 64-2043 (659 amino acids)
Biological process (GO): endoplasmic reticulum to Golgi vesicle-mediated transport; intracellular protein transport; COPII-coated vesicle cargo loading
Cellular component (GO): endoplasmic reticulum exit site; COPII vesicle coat
Molecular function (GO): SNARE binding; zinc ion binding
Source: RefSeq, a predicted model, not a curated record
UGCACUUUUCUCUUGUUCCAGCAACUCUCUGUGAUCCAGUGUACAGUCAUAGUGAGGUGUCGCAUGUGCCGCACUUACAUUAACCCAUUUGUUUACUUUGUGGACAAUAAAAGAUGGAAGUGUAACCUCUGUUUUAGAGUUAACGAAUUACCAGAUGAGUUCCAGUUUGACCCAAUGACAAAAACUUAUGGGGACCCUUCAAGAAGACCAGAGAUUAAAUCAGCUACAAUAGAGUUUAUUGCUCCUUCCGAAUACAUGGUGAGACCACCACAACCGGCCAUCUAUGUGUUUGUGUUGGAUGUGUCACGGCUAGCUUGCGAGAGUGGCUACCUGGACGUUGUGUGUCGCACUUUGCUAGCUGAGCUAGACAAUGUGCCGGGCGAUGCUAGGACCUCUGUGGCCUUUAUUACCUUUGACUCUGCCGUCCACUUCUACAGCCUUACCGAGGGCCAGGGUCAGCCCCACCAGCUGAUAGUGGUGGACAUUGACGACAUGUUUCUUCCAACACCUGAUAACUUGCUGGUGAGUCUGAACGAAUGUAGGGACCUGAUUAGAGACCUGCUAACACAGUUGCCCAACAAGUACAGGGAGUCAUAUGACACCCACUCUGCUUUGGGUGCAGCGCUACAGGCAGCCUACAAACUUCUGGCCCCAACAGGAGGACGAGUGACGAUAUUCCAAGCUUGUCUGCCCAACGUAGGGCCUGGGGCCCUGACAGCAAGAGAAGACCCAGCCCAGCGCGCUGGAGACAACCCUCCCCACCUCAACCCCUCAACAGACUUCUACAAAAAAUUGGCUCUGGAUUGCUCUGGCCAACAGAUCGCUGUGGAUCUGUUCUUAGUCAACAGUCAAUACUUGGACCUAGCAACUCUCUCCGGAGUGUCCAGGUUCUCGGGUGGCUGCAUGCAUCAUGUACCUCUGUUCCGUUCAGACAAACCCUUCCUUGUAGACACAUUGGAAAGAAUGUUCCAGAGAUAUCUUACCAGGAAGAUUGGCUUUGAAUCAGUCAUAAGGCUACGCUGUACCAGAGGGCUGUCGAUACACACAUUCCACGGUAACUUCUUUGUGCGAUCUACGGAUCUUCUGUCUCUGCCCAACGCGAACCCUGACGCUGGAUUUGGAAUGCAGAUCACAAUAGAUGAGAAUCUCUCAGAUGUACAGAAUGUUUGCUUCCAAGCUGCUUUGCUAUACACAUCAAGUAAAGGAGAGAGGAGGAUACGAGUGCACACAUUGUGCCUUCCUGUGGCUUCCAACCUAGCUGAUAUACUGCACGGGGCGGACCAACAGUGCAUCGUAGGCCUCCUCGCCAAGAUGGCGGUGGACAGGUCCGUCCAAAGCUCACUUUCUGACGCCAGAGAAGCAUUUGUCAACGUUGUGGCGGAUAUUCUCUCUGCAUACAAACUCACUCAGUCCGGCAACACUACAGGCUGUAUGCUAGCACCUGCUAGUCUCCGGCUGUUACCUCUCUACAUCCUUGCUUUGCUCAAACAUAUGGCAUUCCGAGUGGGCCAAAGCACACGGCUUGAUGACCGGGUCUUCGCCAUGUGUCAGAUGAAGAGUUUGCCACUCUCAUUCCUAAUACAAGCUAUCUACCCUGAUCUCUAUCCUUUACUCAAUAUUGAGCAACAGCCAGAAGUGGAGGUAGGGGAACACGUGGUACCGCAGCCUCCCAGACUGCAACUGUCUGCAGAAAGGAUAGACUCCCACGGGAUCUUCCUCCUGGAUGACGGUUCCAGUCUUCUGGUAUACGUUGGCCACAAUCUGGAUCCUGUCGUCUGUCAGGCUGUCUUUGAUGUGCCUCACUUCUCUGCCAUCCCCCAAGAAUUAUACUCGUUACCUGAACUGGAAAAUUCAACAUCUGAAGCAAUUAGGUCGUUUGUCACAUAUCUCCAAAAUGAAAAGCCUUACCCCAUUCCGCUACAAGUAAUAAGGGACGACAGUCACCAGAGGAUGAGGUUUUUGGAAAAAUUAAUUGAAGAUAAGAACGAGUCCGGAACAUCCUACUAUGAGUUUUUACAACGAGUCAAGACUCUCAUAAAGUAAUUAUUUCGGAACUCUGUGAUCUGAAGAUAACGUCUCAUUUGUGUCAAGUUCCUUUUAUAGUCAAUGCAGUUUUAUUUGUUGCCAAUAUUUUUAUUGUACAUACAAAUAGUAUGUUGCCAGUUUUGAUAAAAAUCCCUUGUAAUAUUGUUUUUAUUUAUACAUGAAUAUUGUUGUUAUAUAUAAAUCUUAUUGUAUGAUAAAGUGUAUAUAAAAGUAUUGGUGACAUCACGUACCGGACUGCUCAGUGUUUUAAGCAGCUCUUAGCUCAAAGUGUUGAAAUUGGAAUGAAACAGAUUUAUUGAGACUUAUAGAAUUAGUUAUAAUCUGACCAUUUGGGCGCUGUAUAUUUAAACUUGUACAAAGGUAUUCUGAUUAUUGUUUUAAAUAUUGUAUCAAUACAUCUUGUACACUAAAUAGAUUAUAUAAAAUAUAGGCCAAUU